Molecule: messenger RNA, 830 nt
Organism: Topomyia yanbarensis
Lineage: Eukaryota; Metazoa; Arthropoda; Insecta; Diptera; Culicidae
Gene: Rpb5
Product: DNA-directed RNA polymerases I, II, and III subunit RPABC1
Exons: 3
Coding region: 138-770 (210 amino acids)
Biological process (GO): DNA-templated transcription
Cellular component (GO): RNA polymerase I complex; RNA polymerase III complex; RNA polymerase II, core complex
Molecular function (GO): DNA binding; DNA-directed RNA polymerase activity
Source: RefSeq, a predicted model, not a curated record
AGACAAAUCUUCAAAUCUGGCAUCUCUGCUGCUAUGCGGUAUUGUUGAAAUUGUGAUUAUUUUAGUGUUUUGCUGGCUUCGAAAAUCUUGCAUCCUAUAAAUCAUAUAUAAUUGUUUGUGUCCUCAUUAAUAUUAUCAUGGACGAUGAUGCCGAAACCUAUAAGUUGUGGCGCAUUCGCAAAACCAUUAUGCAGUUGAGCCACGAUAGAGGUUAUCUUGUCACGCAAGAUGAAUUGGACCAGACGCUGGAGCAAUUCAAAGAACAAUUUGGUGACAAACCCAGCGAAAAACGACCAGCUCGGUCAGACUUGAUUGUACUUGUGGCACACAAUGAUGAUCCAACAGACCAGAUGUUCGUCUUCUUUCCGGACGAGCCAAAAAUCGGAAUUAAAACUAUCAAGACCUACUGUACCCGUAUGCAGGAAGAAAAUAUUCACCGCGCCAUAGUCGUCGUGCAGGCCGGGAUGACUCCAUCGGCGAAACAGUCUCUUGUCGAUAUGGCGCCCAAAUACAUUCUGGAGCAGUUUCUUGAAUCGGAGCUGCUGAUUAAUAUUACGGAACACGAGCUGGUUCCGGAACAUGUGGUUAUGACACCAGAAGAGAAGCAGGAACUUUUGGCUCGUUACAAAUUGAAGGAAAAUAUGUUAAUGCGGAUACAAGCCGGAGACCCGGUCGCUCGAUACUUCGGACUGAAACGCGGCCAGGUAGUUAAAAUUAUUCGACCUUCAGAAACGGCCGGGAGGUAUAUUUCAUAUAGAUUAGUUUGUUAGGAAUAUUUGUGAUACGUUUUGGUAUGAGAAUAAUAAAACCGCGAAAACAUGGGAAAUUUA